CCUGGCUAGGGAGGGUCGUCACAAGGUCACCCUGCAGAUCGCCCUGAGGAGCCAGUGCCCCCCUCGCAGGUGUCUGCACUCUGCUGCCUAAGCUGUUGCUGAGCACCAGGUUGAAGAGGCAGAGGUCCUCCCAGGAGCCCCCAGCCUCCCAACCUCGUCUUUUGUUCAAAGGUUUCUUCAGUGGAUGGAAUUAUUGGAUCCUACAAAUUUGGUCCUUUCAAUUGAAAAAAUAGAAAAAUCAAGGCAACUAUUGUUAACAAAUCAAGAUGCAUCCGUACACGACUUGGAGGACCAAGGGAUACAAGAAGCUUGGAAGAGAAGUCUCUCCACAGUGCAUCCUGACAGCAGCAAACUGAUCCCCGUUCCUUUUCGACCUGCAGCUUUCCUGCCUUUCACGGCGCCCAUGGUAUUUCUGUCACUGCUGUCAGUAAAAAGGCUGAAGUCCAUGAUUUUACCUCAGGUUUCCUUCUACACCUACACUACAGCAUUCAACAUCAUCAACGGAAACGCAAGUUACAAUCGGCAGUCACAUGAGAGUGUGUUACUAGGGACAGGAGUAAUCGCUUCUUCAACUUUUUUUGGAUUACUCCCUCAUUUCCUCCAAAUGAAGUUUUCACCGAGUAACAUUUUGAUGAGCAAAGCCCUUCCUGUCGUUUUUCUCACCCAACUCAGUGCAGUGAAUGUUAUUGCAUCCCGAAGUUUUGAGCCCACGCGAGGGAUUGAGGUCAUGGACAAGGAAGGCAAUGUCAUAGGCUAUUCCAGAAAAGCCGGGACAAAGGCUGUUAAAGAUACAGCAACAUCCAGAGUCGUGCUGUUUGGGACCUCAGCUUUUAUCCCUGAAGUCUUCUCAUAUUUUUUUAAAAGGACCCAGUUUUUCCAGCAAUAUCCGUGGUCGUUAUGGACCUUAAAGCUGUCUUGUACCAUCUUGGUAAUGGGACUCAUGGUGCCACUUUCUUUCAGUAUAUUCCCACAGAUUGGACGGAUACAGUGCAGUAUGCUUGAGAAGGAAAUUCAGUCUGCAACAGAAGAAACAGAGCUCUUCUAUAACAGAGGGGUGUAGGGGGGAGUUGAAGGUGAAUUUGUCUGGUUCCUGCUUGAAAACCCUCCUCUCACGUUUCAGUUUUGAGAACUCUGCCAGAGGUCUCCUGGAAACCCCAGAGCUGUCUGCGCCCACAGGAUGGCUUACACACAGCAGGACCAUUUCAAGGCCAGUCGUGCCUGGGAUUCUUAAGCCUGGGUGGAAGAGGGGAAAUGGGAAGCUGUCCUGUCUGACUCACCCCCACGGGGUUGCCGAGGGGAUGGGUGAUGUAAGAUUCAGUUUUCUGUUUGUUCGUCAGCCUGUGAAAGGAUACUGUGAAAUUACUAAUAAACUUGUCUAAAGUUGA
This is a messenger RNA of Diceros bicornis minor, 1385 nucleotides long. RefSeq names its product sideroflexin 4 (gene SFXN4). Gene Ontology annotation, biological process: mitochondrial transmembrane transport; monoatomic ion transport. The transcript is spliced from 14 exons. The coding region runs from base 185 to 1060 and encodes 291 amino acids. Gene Ontology annotation, cellular component: mitochondrial inner membrane. Gene Ontology annotation, molecular function: monoatomic ion transmembrane transporter activity. Lineage: Eukaryota; Metazoa; Chordata; Mammalia; Perissodactyla; Rhinocerotidae. The record is from RefSeq and is a predicted model, not a curated record.